Triticum turgidum subsp. durum (durum wheat) is the source of this 225-nucleotide messenger RNA. NCBI's taxonomy places the organism in Eukaryota, Viridiplantae, Streptophyta, Magnoliopsida, Poales, Poaceae. The record is from the annotation of a GenBank genome assembly.
AUGGCGGCGGGCUCGGCGGCGACCGGCGCGGACGAGAAGGCUCUGGCGCAGGGGUGGCGGAGGGUCGUUGACCGGGAGGCCGUCGACCGGGGCGUCGCCUACGCGCUCAUGGUCGUCGCUCUCGUCGCCACGGUUCGAUCUCGCCUCUCCACGAGUCGGUGUGAUUGUGUGGGAUGCAGCGGCGGGGCUAUCUCCGGCAGCCCGCCUGGCCUCCACCGACUCUAG